AUGACGUACCUUUUGAAGUUCGGAGAUAGGCAUGACAACAACAUUAUUGUUAUUAGAGAUGGUCAUUUAUUGCAUAUUGACUACGGAUUCAUCUUAGGUGAUGUUAAUAAGUCUUUUACGCCACCAGUGAAAUUAUUCAGAGAAAUGGUGGACAUAAUUGAUCCGGAAAAUGGUUUACAGGAGAUUUGUGAUUGGAUUUGCUCCACUUUCAACUCAUUAAGAAACAGAGCAAGACUAAUUUUAGUUCUUAUCGAAUUGAUGUUCACUGCUCCUCUUGAGUGCUUCUAA
This is a messenger RNA of Trichomonas vaginalis G3, 288 nucleotides long. RefSeq names its product 1-phosphatidylinositol-3-kinase protein. The transcript has a single exon. NCBI's taxonomy places the organism in Eukaryota, Parabasalia, Trichomonadida, Trichomonadidae. The record is from RefSeq and is a predicted model, not a curated record. Gene Ontology annotation, biological process: autophagy of peroxisome; endocytosis; phosphatidylinositol-3-phosphate biosynthetic process. Gene Ontology annotation, cellular component: phosphatidylinositol 3-kinase complex, class III, type II; peroxisome; phosphatidylinositol 3-kinase complex, class III, type I. Gene Ontology annotation, molecular function: 1-phosphatidylinositol-3-kinase activity. The coding region runs from base 1 to 288 and encodes 95 amino acids.